AUGAUGAGUGAUGAGAAGAAUGAACAUGUAGAUGGUAAAGCUGUUUGGGAAGAUAAUAAUGUAGAUGAGGAGGAUAAUGCUAAGGACAAUGAUGACGCUAGGAAUGAGGAUAAUAAGGAUGACGCUAGGGACGAGGAUAAUGAUGAGGACUAUGAUGACGCUAGGGACGAGGAUAAUGAUGAUGACGCUAGGGACGAGGAUAAUGAUGAUGACGCUAGGGACGAGGAUAAUGAUGAUGACGCUAGGGACGAGGAUAAUGAUGAUGACGCUAGGGACGAGGAUAAUGAUGAUGACGCUAGGGAAGAGGAUAAUGAUGAUGACGCUAGGGACGAGGAUAAUGAUGAUGACGCUAGGGACGAGGAUAAUGAUGAUGACGCUAGGGACGAGGAUAAUGAUGAUGACGCUAGGGACGAGGGUAAUGAUGAUGACGCUAGGGACGAGGAUAAUGAUGAUGACGCUAGGGACGAGGAUAAUGAUGAUGACGCUAGGGACGAGGAUAAUGAUGAUGACGCUAGGGACGAGGAUAAUGAUGAUGACGCUAGGGACGAGGAUAAUGAUGAUGACGCUAGGGACGAGGAUAAUGAUGAUGACGCUAGGGACGAGGAUAAUGAUGAUGACGCUAGGGAAGAGGAUAAUGAUGAUGACGCUAGGGACGAGGAUAAUGAUGAUGACGCUAGGGACGAGGAUAAUGAUGAUGACGCUAGGGACGAGGAUAAUGAUGAUGACGCUAGGGACGAGGGUAAUGAUGAUGACGCUAGGGACGAGGAUAAUGAUGAUGACGCUAGGGACGAGGGUAAUGAUGAUGACGCUAGGGACGAGGAUAAUGAUGAUGACGCUAGGGACGAGGAUAAUGAGGAUGACGCUAUGGACGAUAAUGAUGACAUUAAUGAGGCUAAUGAUGGUGUGAGGGGGUGA
This is a messenger RNA of Biomphalaria glabrata, 915 nucleotides long. Its product is annotated as putative surface protein SACOL0050. The transcript has a single exon. Bases 1 to 915 code for a protein of 304 amino acids. Lineage: Eukaryota; Metazoa; Mollusca; Gastropoda; Planorbidae. The record is from RefSeq and is a predicted model, not a curated record.